GCAUAUGUGCGAUGUGAUGGUACUGAGGGUGAAAUCAAUGCUUGCACGAAGACAUGGCAUUGCUAUGCCUCUAUACUUGUCACAUGUCUUGAAGAUUUCAGCCUCCGUUUAGUUACAACAAUCACCCCUGGAGUCAAGCACCUGUCCGUUUUACAUAGCAACAAAUGGGGCUAUGUGUGUGGUGAUUCGUUUUCGGUCGUCGAGGCUCGGGUAGCAUGCAAGAAACUUGGAUUACAGUGGACCGGUGCCUACAAUACUGCCAUGGAUCCGAAACGUGGAUCCGACAUGUUUAUAUGGCUACAGAACAUAACAUGUACAGGAAAUGAAGAGUCACUGGAGUUUUGUGCUCACUCUGGCUGGGGAGAGGAGUCAUGUGCAACAUUCACAGGACUCGUUUGUACUGAAGCUCGAAUGAUUCUAUCCUCGCCUGCAGAAGAGAUAUUAGAAGUUGCUUACAACAGUACAUGGGGUGGUGUGUGUGCCGAUACGUUUGACGACAUGGCUGCCAAAGUGGCUUGUAGAAUGACUGGACAGCCUAUUGAGCAUGCACGUGUGGGGACACCUCAGAGAGAUGUAGACAUUGUGUUGAGAGUGCAGUCUUGCCUUGGCAAUGAAAACAGUCUUGGUCAGUGUAAACAUGAUGGAUGGGGUCGGAACGGAAACUGCAAAACUGGAGCCAGUGUCCGCUGUUCAUUUGCUGCUGAAACACACCUGGAGCCAUCAAAGGAAAUCUUGGAUGUCCACCUGGGCGAUCAGCUAGAUAUCAAGUGUGUCGUAGACAACGCCCAUCCUCGGGUUGAAAACUUCACCUGGUAUUUUAAAGAGAUGGAAGUUGGAAAUGGGGACACAUUUACACUAAGUGCCCAACGAGGAGAUCAAGGAGAACUCAAGUGUGUCGCAGACAACGGACUCCGUCCGAUAGCACGAGCAUCAUCCAUCUUAGUCAACAUUCUUUACCCUCCAGAUGUCUCCUGUCAAGGAGAACACACAGUGACAGAGGGGGACAGGGUGUUCAUCAACUGUUCGGCGGACAGUAACCCUCAGCCCUUGAACCUGACCUGGACGAAGGCCACAGAGAGUUUUCAGGCAGAUGUUGAUGGUGGCAUGGUCCUUCUGUCUCUCGACAACGUUGACCUCGACGCUACCGGCACCUACGUGCUCACAGUCAUCAACGCGAUGGUGGACUAUCGAGGAGUGGCUAGAUAUGGUUCCAGCUCGACUUCCGUCUACAUCGCUGUCAAAGCUUUCCCCAGUCGUAUGUUCAUGAAUGCUACAAUCGUCGUAUCAUUUGUCGCUGUCGUUCUAGCCUCAGCUCUUGUUGUUACGAUUGAGCGUCUAGCCAGACGAGGUGUUCAUAAGCCAACCUCCAGAUAUGAAGCAACUACUGAAAGGUCGGUUCAUUUCCAAAGCAGCCCUAAUGUAUACAUCGAAGAGCAGGGGACUUCUGGCGCCGGAAAUUGUCAAGCAGAUGGGGAAGAGUACUUCAGUCAGCUCGAUUAUCAGACGAGGGACAUUGAUGCCUCCAGAUAUGAAACAACUCCUGAAAGGUCGGUUCAUUUCCAAAGCAGCCCUAAUGUAUACAUCGAAGAACAGGGGACUUCUGGCGCCGGAAAUUGUCAAGCAGAUGGGGAAGAGUACUACAGUGAGGUGGAUUAUCAGACACGGGAUCUUGGUGAGGAAAAUAUAUACGAGAACACAAUGACAAAAUAAGAAUUCGUGGUUGGCUGAAUCCGUGCUCCAGAUGUUUAACAGCUUGGAGGGAAUUUGAGUGAGACCCGCAGCACUAUGCUCGUAUUUGUCAACUAUGCUAUGGAAUACACACUGUAUUUGGGUCAACGAGUAUUACUGACCAACAUUAUAUUAUGCUGUGGAUUACAGCCCAUACGUUUUAGCUCUAAUGCCAUUGCAUACACAUUAUGCUUAGCUGUUUCACCGAGUGUAAGCCUACAUGUAUAUCACAAAGAUAUUUUUUUAUAGAUGUUGAUUAGUAAAAGAAUACUUAAUAAAUUAUCAUAUGUAUACAUGUACGUUAUGCAUAUAUAUGUAGUAGACCCGUGAAGAUCCGGGGUAGAAUAAGUCUUCAGCAAGCCAUGCUUGCCGUAACAAGCGUUUAUGCUUGUCGUAAAAGGCGA
Molecule: messenger RNA, 2132 nt
Organism: Haliotis rufescens (red abalone)
Lineage: Eukaryota; Metazoa; Mollusca; Gastropoda; Lepetellida; Haliotidae
Exons: 15
Coding region: 262-1710 (482 amino acids)
Cellular component (GO): membrane
Source: RefSeq, a predicted model, not a curated record